UGGAGCAUCGGAGGGCUUCGAGCUUCUAAAGUCUCUAUAGAAACCGCGCGAGGAACACAAGACUUCCCGAGAUCCUCUCUCCAGCGCCGCGUCGGUCUCUGUCUUCAGGAUAUGAAGUUUUCUUUGCGCAAAUCCACCGUUUCCACUUUCGUUCUGCGUGAAACCGUGUGGGUCUGUUAAUCAGACGUGUGUGUGUGUGUGUGUGGUCUGGAUCAUGAGGAUGGAGAUAUAACCGCGCUCCGACUCUCAUCGAUCUCUUCACGUCUCAUGGCCAUGAGUGCGGACAAGCCGAACUUUCUGUCUCAACCCGAAGUCAAAAACAUCUACUUCUAUCGCAACGGGGAUCCGUACUACGAGCCCAGGCGCUUGGUGAUUAACUCGAAGCGGGUUUCGACCUUCGACACGCUGCUGCGGGAGGUGACCGGCGGCGUGAGGGCUCCGUUCGGCGCCGUGCGCAACAUCUACACGCCCCGAGCCGGACACCGGGUCCAGUCCCUGGAGCACCUGCGGAGCGGAGAGCAGUACGUGGCUGCUGGACGGGAGAGGUUCAAGAAGAUAGACUAUUUACAGAUAGGAACCAGGAAGAAAAAAACGCUUCAGCCCAACGGAGUGCUGAAACCUGUUCCUCAAAGUCGUGUGAUUGUAUCUGCCAGAUUCCUGAAGCCCAUCAAAGAACCCUGUGCAAUAUUUGUUGUGGCAAACGGAGACGUCCUGAACCCAGCGGUCCGGUUGCUGAUUCCCAGACGAGUGACCGACCAGUUCGAGCGGAUUCUGGAGAUGGUCACGGAGAAAAUGGGCCUGCGAAUUGUUGGAGGUGUGCGAAGCCUGCACACCUUUGAAGGGACUCUGGUUGUGGAUGGGAAGGAGUUAGAAAACGGACAGUUUUAUGUUGCUGUGGGCAGAGACAAAUUCAAGCUUCCAUACAGUGACCUGCUGUUCAAUAAACCCAUCGUCAUGAAGAGAGUGAACGGGUCUAAAGCUGCGUCUUUACCGCCGAUUUACAAAUACAGAAGACAGAACGGAGACGUGGGGAACCAUCAUCUGAGCAAGUCUGAGUGUGACCAGGAGAAGAGCAGUCCUCCGGCGCAGAGCUCUAAAGAGCAGCUGUCUUCUAUAGUCAGAGAGAUCUCACAGGCCAAACUCAUGAACAUACGCAAGAAGAGGAGUGAACUCACGGCUUCACAGGAGACUCAGGACCACGAUGAUGGAGAGGACAGAGGAGCAGAAGAAGAUGAUAAAUCUUCACCGGUCCAGCAGGAAGCUGAGGAGGCCAAUCCCGAUGUGGACCACUCAACCAAAGCAGAGAGUGAAGCGGCCCAAAACACAGAAGAAGAGAAGAAACCAGAGGAUGAAAAGAAUGAAGAGGAUGGAGAGAUAAAGGAAUCGGAGCCCGAGGCACGUGACGAAGGUGAAGAGAAGACGGAUGAAGAAGCCGGAGGAGAUGAGGAGGAGAAACCAGAGGAAGGAGAAGAAGAGCAAAACCAGGAGAAGACCGAGAACGAGGGGGAGCCUCCGGAGGAGAACCCCGGUCCCGGCGAGGACGCCUCCGCUGAGACUGAAUGAGAAACCCUUCAGAGCGUUUGAUAUCUGCUGCACAGGACCGUCGUUUCUGUGAGAGGACUACCCUUUAGAAGACCAUGACUGCUCAUUUAAUCAUAUUAAUCGUUUAUUGUACCGAGCUUCUAAUACUGUGAACAUAUUUAACAACCCAUUUAGAAAGUUAGGAUUUGAGAAAGUAUCUAUUUUCCAUAUAAUAUGCUAAAUUAUUGUAACAAAACGAGUACAAGUGCUAAUAUCUGAUAAGCUGAUAGGUGUAAUAUUUGCUAAAAAUAUAUAUUUAUUUUAGGUAUGUUUUUUGUCAAAGAAAGCUAAAUAUAUUGAUUCAUAUUUCAUCUGUUGUGUAUAUGUUAUUAUGGUUAUAUUAUCAUUUAAACUGACCUGAUUAACAUCAGUCCUGAAGGAUAAGCUUCUACGAACUAAAUACAGUCGACUGCUUUCACAGGUGUGUGUGUGUGUGUGUGUGUGUGUGUGUGUGUGUGUGUGUGUGUGUGUGUGUGUGUGUGUGUGUGUGUGUGUGUGU
This is a messenger RNA of Puntigrus tetrazona (Sumatra barb), 2080 nucleotides long. Its product is annotated as doublecortin domain-containing protein 2-like. The record is from RefSeq and is a predicted model, not a curated record. Gene Ontology annotation, biological process: intracellular signal transduction; regulation of cilium assembly; neuron migration. NCBI's taxonomy places the organism in Eukaryota, Metazoa, Chordata, Actinopteri, Cypriniformes, Cyprinidae. Gene Ontology annotation, cellular component: kinocilium; microtubule organizing center; axoneme.